This is a messenger RNA of Xiphophorus couchianus (Monterrey platyfish), 2603 nucleotides long. It is a transcript of the gene fgf2, whose product is annotated as fibroblast growth factor 2. Lineage: Eukaryota; Metazoa; Chordata; Actinopteri; Cyprinodontiformes; Poeciliidae. The transcript has 3 exons. The coding region runs from base 1952 to 2419 and encodes 155 amino acids. Gene Ontology annotation, molecular function: growth factor activity. The record is from RefSeq and is a predicted model, not a curated record.
GGCAAGUGGGAAAAAGCUGUUUCGGAAAGAAUAUAAAACCUUAAAAAUUAAAACCUGUUUUUCUGAUAAUAUUACUAAUUAUUGUGGUAUUUAUGUUAGAAGAUUGCUCCAAGAAUCCUCUCAGUUGUGAGGACCAGAUACAUCUGUCAGUCUGUCCAGGGUUCAGGUUUUUUAGGUUAAACCCAAACUCCAAGUGGAUCUUAUAUGGCCAGAAAUUAAUUAUGAUGUUCAUAUCCACCUCACUGAUUGAAACACAGAAGAUAAUCAGAGAUGGGUAAUAACUAGUUACAUUUACAAUACCAGAAUUUGCACAAAGCUAUAUAUGUCAUCUGAUAUUUUAAAAUAUUAAAUCUGAGGUUUUGUUACGCAACGCUUAGGUAGUCUUUUUAGAAAACACCUUUUUACUCUUACAUUUUUAAGUUUGCAAAGUAUAUUUGAACCAGAUUACCUGAGUGAUCUGGAAGAUUGAUACAACAACAGCAGAAGCCAUUCAGUGCCUUAUAAACUAACAGAAGUAUUUUAAAGUGUAUCCUCUGAGCGACAGGGAGCCAGUGUAAGGGAACUGGGGUGAUGUGCCCUGUCUUCCUGGUCCUAGUGAGAACAUGAGCAGCAGCAUUCUGUAUCAGCUGGAGCUGUCUCAUAGAUUCUUUAGGCAGGCCUGUAAAGGGAAUAUUGCAGUACUGAAUUCGACUGAAGAUAUAGCACAUGAAUGAGUAACCGUAAAUCUGUUUUUCUGGUGAUCAAAGACCGACUUUGUAAUUAUCUUGUUGUGUUUCUGAAGGUUUAGGUCUGAGUCCAUCACUACUCCAGAUUUCAGGCCUUCUACUUUCUAGCCGUAAUACACACAUCCACACACUGAUUUACUCUAAGCAUCUGCUCAGUCCUUGAAUGAUUUCAUAGUCACCUGUUGACAUUGUAAUGUAGAACUAUGUCUCAUCUUGACAGUAACUAGUCUUAUUACUUGUUAAAAUAUGAGCCAUCAGAAGUAGAUAUGAAAAUAUUUGUAUUUCCAAACUUUCUCGUUUUCUGAAAGUUCUAUUCUUCCAUCCGUUUGUCCCUCCAAUUACCAUCCCGCCAUCAAUCCAAAUUAUAUAAAUCAUAAAUUUAUAGUAAACUUUUAACAUUCAGAAAUGGCCAAAAUAACUGAGAAACCUUUGUCUAGAUAUUUUGUAUCUCUCUUUGAUCAGCUUUUAAUAAGUUGAAAAUAACAGCUACACGAAUUCAGUGAGGCUUUCUUUUCUCAGCAAGUUCCUGGACUUUCUGUUAGAAAUAGUUUAUUAUGAGUGAAUUUUCCUCUGAGUCACUGGGAUGACUUCUUAAGCCUUCUUUUGUGAGUGUGAAUGAAAACAGUGGUUCUGUUCACAUACUGCUGCUGCUGGUUCUGGUUUCAGUUCUCUGAAGCCUCAGUGACAGAUUCCAAGCUGCCCGUCCCCCUUUCCCAACCUCUACUGGGUUGGCUGGUUAAAUUGGCAAGGAUUAGUGGGUGUGAGCAUUGCGUGCGUGUGUGUAUGUGUGUCUGGUUGCUCCUAGGGCGCAUGCGAACUGAGGCCCAAAAGGGAAAGCCUUCAUCAGAGAUCUAAGCCAGCUGCACAGCUUCAACUGCAAGAAGAGAGUUGAACUGAAGGGAUCUGCAUGUAAACCCUUCUGCAUGUACGCCACAGAGGCAGCCAGCUCUACAGACAGCAGAUCAAACUGCUACAACUAUGAGAAAUGAAUGAUUCCAAUCAGGUUGAUCCCUCAAGAUUCUCAGGCCUUAAAGGGCACUUUCCGCCCUGAGAGGGGGCUUCUAAGGAGUACUGACCUCUGAGGUUAAGUGGAAUCAGUCUGUGUGAAGGGCUGCGGAGAAGGGGAGGAGGGAGAAGUUUGUGGGAGGUGGGAGGCCACGGCGGGGCUCCUGCACUUCUCAAGAAGGAGACGAAGCAGUUGCCAGGAAGCAGCUUGAAAGGAGGAGAUGGCCACGGGAGAAAUUACAACACUUCCCGCUGUACCUGAGGACGGCGCCACUGGUGGCUUUCCUCCUGGGAGCUUCAAGGACCCCAAGAGACUGUACUGUAAAAACGGAGGCUUUUUUCUGAGGAUUAAACCUGACGGGGGUGUGGAUGGAAUCCGGGAGAAAAGCGACCCUCACAUAAAGCUUCAGCUGCAGGCGACCUCAGUGGGAGAGGUGAUCAUCAAAGGAGUUUGUGCAAACCGUUAUCUGGCGAUGAACAGAGAUGGACGGCUGUUUGGAGUGAGACGUCCAACAGAUGAGUGCUACUUCCUUGAGAGACUUGAGAGCAACAACUACAACACCUACCGCUCCAGGAAAUACCCAAACAUGUACGUGGCACUGAAGAGGACUGGCCAGUACAAGUCCGGGAGCAAAACCGGACCGGGUCAGAAGGCCAUUCUCUUUCUACCAAUGUCGGCAAAGUGCUAACCAGGUGUCAGAGAGAGAGAGAACGUCUUUUGGACGAUGUGGAGCCAAUGACCACAGUGUUGGAUUGGCUUUGCCUAAAACAGCUGUGACAAUCUAACUAUUUCCUCUGGAACAUGUGUGAUUAAUUCAGCUUUAAAUCCAAACGCUACCACAUAUUUAAAUGCAUUACUCCAGGUUUAGUCCA